UUGUAGAGAGAGAGAGAGAGAGAGAGAGGAGGUGGAGACACACACAUACCUAUACAAGUGUUCAGUAUUGAUAUACAGGCCUUUUCGUUCAUAUUCAAUAUAACUUUCAUUCUAGCCAGGAUUAUUAUCGCUCGAACAGCUGGGAUUCCGUUGGUCCAUUUUAACGGCUUAUUUUGUUCGUUUCCGUUUCGGUCUUUUCUGGUUUCUGUUGGAUCUUUAGUGUCUGGCUAGCGAGCACAGCUAACCGCAGCUAGCCGGAUAAAUCUCCUCUUUCCUUGGCCUCAGGAGCCCAGUACACUCACAGAAUGGCAUUAAAACGAAUUCACAAGGAGCUGACUGAUCUGGGCCGGGACCCCCCAGCGCAGUGCUCAGCAGGGCCGGUUGGAGAUGACUUGUUUCAUUGGCAAGCAACAAUUAUGGGACCUAAUGACAGUCCUUAUCAAGGGGGUGUGUUUUUCUUGACCAUUCAUUUUCCUACAGACUACCCUUUCAAACCACCUAAGGUUGCUUUCACCACAAGAAUUUAUCACCCAAAUAUUAACAGUAAUGGCAGCAUCUGUUUGGAUAUUCUAAGGUCACAGUGGUCUCCUGCGUUAACUAUCUCUAAAGUUCUAUUGUCCAUCUGCUCACUGUUAUGUGAUCCAAACCCAGAUGAUCCAUUAGUGCCAGAGAUAGCACGUAUCUAUAAAACAGACAAUGAAAAGUAUAAUAAACUAGCCAGGGAAUGGACAGAGAAAUAUGCCAUGUUAUAGGGGUUAAGGUACAACAGAAUAGCUCGGGAAUGGACUCAAAAGUACGCCAUGUGAUACCCGAGGAACAUCAGACCAAUCUGCAGUUUAGCUGGAAAAAG
This is a messenger RNA of Rhinichthys klamathensis goyatoka, 850 nucleotides long. RefSeq names its product ubiquitin-conjugating enzyme E2D 2 (UBC4/5 homolog, yeast), like (gene ube2d2l). The transcript has 8 exons. Gene Ontology annotation, cellular component: nucleus. The coding region runs from base 306 to 752 and encodes 148 amino acids. Gene Ontology annotation, molecular function: ubiquitin conjugating enzyme activity. NCBI's taxonomy places the organism in Eukaryota, Metazoa, Chordata, Actinopteri, Cypriniformes, Leuciscidae. The record is from RefSeq and is a predicted model, not a curated record. Gene Ontology annotation, biological process: ubiquitin-dependent protein catabolic process; protein polyubiquitination.